AUGGCUGCUGCAGAGACGCGCAGGCUGCUUGAACAGCUCAUGGGCGAGCAGCUCAUGAGCGGCUCCGACCAGCGCGCGCCCCAGCUCAGCAUCACCGACCCCAAGGUCUGCCGCUCCUACCUCGUCGGCAACUGCCCCCACGACCUCUUCACCAACACCAAGAACGAGCUGGGCCCGUGCCCAAAGGUCCACAACGAGGCCCUCAAGAACGAGUACCAGGACGCCGACGCCGACCAGAAGCGGCGGUGGGGCUUCGACUUCGACUACCUGCGCGACAUGCAGCACCACAUCGACGGCUGUAACCGCAAGAUCGACCAGGCCCAGCGCCGCCUGGAGAAGACGCCCGAGGAGAUCCGCCAGACCAACGCGCUGCUGAAAUCAAUCAACGAGCUGACCAAGUCCAUCGACGCCGGCAUGCUCGAGGUCCAGAUCAUGGGCGACGAGGGCGUCGUCAACAUGGCCGUGCAGGAGUUUACCAAGGUGCGCAUGAAAAAGGCCGAGAAGGAGGAGCGCGAACGCGAACUGCGCGCCCUCUCCGACACGGGCGGUCCCUCGGGCCACCAGAAGCUGCAGGUCUGUGACGUGUGUGGUGCGUACCUGAGUCGCCUUGACAAUGAUCGCCGCCUAGCAGACCACUUCUACGGAAAAAUGCAUCUUGGCUAUGCGCAGAUGCGCAAGUCGUAUGAAUCCCUGCAAAAGGAACUCAAGGGCCGCGCCCCUCCCCGCGACGCAUACCCCUCCCAGGCCGACGACCGAGGCGCAGGCGGCUGGGGAGGAGGUGGCUACGGUGGCCGCGGAGGGCGACGUGGCCGCGGCGGCAGAAGAGGCGGAUGGUAG
Ascochyta rabiei is the source of this 837-nucleotide messenger RNA. RefSeq names its product splicing factor. Bases 1 to 837 code for a protein of 278 amino acids. Gene Ontology annotation, molecular function: mRNA binding. Gene Ontology annotation, cellular component: U2-type prespliceosome; U1 snRNP. Lineage: Eukaryota; Fungi; Ascomycota; Dothideomycetes; Pleosporales; Didymellaceae. The transcript is spliced from 3 exons. Gene Ontology annotation, biological process: mRNA splice site recognition. The record is from RefSeq and is a predicted model, not a curated record.